GGGUCACUAUGGACUAACACACAUCCCCAUAGCAUACAGCGUUUGCUCCACCAUAUUCAAUUCAUUCUUCACCAGAACCCAAAUCAUAGAACCACCUCCCCAGUUUCUCAAUCAUUUGGGUAUUUUCUCAUUCAUAGAUUUCAAAUAUAGGUUAUCUUUAUAGCUAAAAUUCUUCAUCAUUUUGUUGUAGAAUAUAAAAGACAUGGCUUUGGAUUUUGAAUCAUUAACUGAGGCAACAUCAGGAGCCGUUGGAGCUCUUGUUAGUACCACUGUUUUGUACCCUUUAGACACUUGUAAAACCAAGUAUCAAGCUGAAGCUCGUUCUCAUCAUCAGCAAAGAUACAGGAACCUUUCAGAUGUCCUAUGGGAAGCUAUACGUCAUGGUCAAGUUCUAUCAUUGUAUCAGGGUUUAGGAACAAAGAAUUUGCAAUCUGUUAUACAACAGUUUGUUUAUUUUUAUGGGUACAGCUUUCUAAAGAGGCUUUACCUGAAGAAAAGUAAUUUUAAGUCGAUGGGAACAAAAGCAAACUUGAUUGUCGCUGCUGCUGCAGGCGCUUGCACUGUCCUCAUUACGCAGCCUCUGGAUACAGCGUCAUCCAAGAUGCAAACUAGUGAGUUUGGGAAGUCAAAAGGGCUCUGGAAGACCCUUACAGAAGGUAAGUGGAGUGAUGCCUUUGAUGGCCUUGGCAUCUCUCUUCUCUUGACGGCAAAUCCAUCUAUCCAGUACACCGUUUUUGAUCAGCUCAAAAACAGGCUCCUGAAAACUAAUGCCAGAAGCUCUGAGUCCUCCCCGCAAGCUCUCUCUGCUUCCACUGCCUUUUUGUUGGGAGCUCUCUCCAAGACUAUUGCCACCUGCUUGACAUAUCCAGCUAUUAGGUGUAAGGUUGUGAUUCAGGCAGCAGAAAGAGAGGAAGAAAAGCUCACAGGAACACAAAAGAAAGCCCAUAAAACUAUGUCAAGAGUAUUCUGCAACAUCUGGAAAAACGAAGGAAUACUAGGAUUUUUUAAGGGUCUACAUGCCCAGAUUUUGAAGACUGUUCUGAGCUCUGCCUUGCUUCUGAUGAUAAAGGAGAAGAUCACAAAGAGUACUUGGGUCAUGAUGCUUGCUCUUAGAAAGUACCUAUUGACAACCAAUACAAGAUUGAAAAGUGCAUGAGUUCUUUGUGCAUUCGUUUGAGUUAUUUCGGCGGAUGUAUCGUGUAUAUAACCAAGAGCUGCCAGACUCGGAAAGAUGUGUCAAUAAUUCAAUAAGAGAUUGAUGUAGGGUGAAUGGCCCUUCAACCGGUUUUACUGGCAGCAUAAAUUGUUUGUUUAUCCUGUAUUUUAUUUUAUUUUUGUUAUCCUAAGGUCAAAAUAAAUAGGAAGAAUAUCCUUUUUUUGCCCUAUGAAACAUCUUUUCACCGUGUCUGUACCUGCAACCAGAACAGUUAAUUUAUGGUUUCUUUAGUAUUUGGUAGUAUGAUAAGAUGUACCAUUCAAGUGCAAAAUAUGGAGCCUUGGAAUGUUUAUUAUUUAUGCUGGCAUAAUGGUAAUAUUUUGCUUUAUUUUUGUUAUC
Molecule: messenger RNA, 1555 nt
Organism: Beta vulgaris subsp. vulgaris (sugar beet)
Lineage: Eukaryota; Viridiplantae; Streptophyta; Magnoliopsida; Caryophyllales; Amaranthaceae
Product: peroxisomal adenine nucleotide carrier 1
Exons: 5
Coding region: 203-1156 (317 amino acids)
Biological process (GO): fatty acid beta-oxidation; ADP transport; ATP transport
Cellular component (GO): peroxisomal membrane
Molecular function (GO): ADP transmembrane transporter activity; ATP transmembrane transporter activity
Source: RefSeq, a predicted model, not a curated record